Messenger RNA from Cucurbita maxima (winter squash), 792 nucleotides. RefSeq names its product MLP-like protein 328. The transcript has 2 exons. The record is from RefSeq and is a predicted model, not a curated record. NCBI's taxonomy places the organism in Eukaryota, Viridiplantae, Streptophyta, Magnoliopsida, Cucurbitales, Cucurbitaceae. The coding region runs from base 110 to 565 and encodes 151 amino acids. Gene Ontology annotation, biological process: defense response.
GUAAUAAAAUAAUAAAAUAAUUUAUCACUAGGAUGAAUAAAUAGGGGAGGGCAUUGAGUAUUUUUGCAAGGCAAUCUACUUGUGAGAGAGUUUUGAAAGCAUUGAAACCAUGGCUCUUGCUGGAAAGUUAGUGAGUGAAGUAAAAAUAAACGUAGCAGCUGAGAAAUACUACAAAAUCUGGAAAGACGAAGUUUCUCGUGUUCCCAAGAUUUGUCCAAAAUACAUCCAAAAAGUUGAAGUUCAUGAAGGGGAUUGGGACUGCCAUGGCCAUGGCUCAGUCAAGAUCUGGCAUUACUCUAUCGAUGGUAAGGCUGGGUUUUUCAAAGAACGAGUGGAAUUCGAUGAUAAGAAUAUGGCAAUGCUUUUGAUUGGAUUGGAUGGAGAUAUGUUCGAGCAUUACAAAUCCUUCAAAGCAACGUAUAAAGUUGUGCCAAAAGGACCAAACCAUUGUCUGGCAGUUAUGAUACUGAAAUAUGAGAAACUACGUGCUGACUGUCCUUCUCCUUACAAGUAUAUUGAUCUCAUGAAUGGCCUCACCAAGAGCAUUGAAUCUUACCUUCAGUGAUAAUGCUAUACGCAUAGAUUUGAGCUCUGUUUCCCCUCUUUCACUCUAAGCUUGUGGGUUAUGUAAAAAAAAAUAAUAAUAAUAAUAAAUAAAUAAAUAAAUAAAUAAUGGUCACUCAUGUAAAGAGGGAUGAACUUGGAGUACUAUGUUUGCUUAAACAUAUAAUAUGUUAUGUUUGGAUAUGUGUCAAAGUUUUUAUAUAUUUUCAUGUCCCCUAAAGUUUAAGA